UAAUGACGCUGAUGGUGAUGAUGAUGAAGCUGAUGAUGAUGGUGAUGAAGAUGCAGUGAGUCAGAGCGGAGGUUCCGGUGCUCACCGCCUCUCCGGUGCAGAGCAUCCCGGCGCACAGAGAGAGAGGAGCCGCAGAGACUCGGUGAUUCUUCCAGAGCAGCAGGUGGACUCCAUCUCCCAGAAUGCCUGAGCAGAGUAACGACUACCAGGUGGUGGUGUUUGGAGCCGGUGGCGUGGGGAAGAGCUCGCUGGUCCUUCGAUUUGUUAAAGGCACCUUCAGAGACACCUACAUUCCCACUGUGGAGGACACGUACAGACAGGUCAUCAGCUGUGAUAAGAGCGUCUGCACGCUGCAGAUCACCGACACAACAGGAAGUCAUCAGUUUCCCGCCAUGCAGCGCCUGUCCAUUUCCAAAGGCCACGCCUUCAUCCUGGUCUACGCCAUCACCAGCCGCCAAUCACUGGAGGAGCUGAAACCGAUCUACCAGCAGGUCGUGGCCAUCAAGGGCAGCGUGGAGUCCAUUCCCAUCAUGCUGGUGGGCAACAAGAGCGAUGAGAUGGCCCAGCGGGAGGUGGAGAUAAAGCAGGGCGAGGCUCAGGCCGCCGCCUGGAAGUGUGCCUUCAUGGAGACGUCAGCCAAGAUGAACUCCAACGUGAAGGAACUGUUCCAGGAGCUGCUGACGCUGGAGAAGAAGAGGGACAUGAGUCUGAGCAUCGAUGGGAAACGGUCGGGGAAACAGAAGCGAGCUGACAAGCUGAAGGGGAAGUGCAGCGUCAUGUAGAGCGACGGCAGGAGACCCCCCCAACAGCUCUUCUUCUUCUUCUUCUUCUUCUUCUUCUUCUUCUUCUUCUUCUUCUUCUUCUUCGUUGGUGUCACAGCACUGAAGCCCAGAGGAACAAAGUGAUAAGAAUCGAACUGGAACAUUUCUCCCGGGGUUCUCAACUGGGAUUGUGGCCCCAAAAUAUAGUUUUACAUGUUGAGCUCCUGCCUCUAGCGGCACCGUAAUAAAGGAACAUUCUACCUGAGUGUAACUCACCUGAUCUAAUGUCAAAACACUAAGUCCUGUUUGACGGGAGGGGAGGGUGUGUUUGUUCUGU
This is a messenger RNA of Platichthys flesus (European flounder), 1098 nucleotides long. RefSeq names its product DIRAS family, GTP-binding RAS-like 1a (gene diras1a). Gene Ontology annotation, cellular component: plasma membrane. The coding region runs from base 183 to 782 and encodes 199 amino acids. Gene Ontology annotation, biological process: signal transduction. The record is from RefSeq and is a predicted model, not a curated record. NCBI's taxonomy places the organism in Eukaryota, Metazoa, Chordata, Actinopteri, Pleuronectiformes, Pleuronectidae. The transcript is spliced from 4 exons. Gene Ontology annotation, molecular function: GTPase activity; GTP binding; GDP binding.